Westerdykella ornata is the source of this 683-nucleotide messenger RNA. RefSeq lists its product as uncharacterized. The coding region runs from base 125 to 460 and encodes 111 amino acids. The record is from RefSeq and is a predicted model, not a curated record. Lineage: Eukaryota; Fungi; Ascomycota; Dothideomycetes; Pleosporales; Sporormiaceae. The transcript has 2 exons.
CCGUUCGUACAUACACAUCUCCCCGGUGACGAUCGCAAACAUCCACCUCCAUCGCUGAACCCAUACUACCAACCCACCAAACCACUCUCAACCGAACACCGCAUCCCCUCACAAAAAAAGAAAAAUGGCAGGACUCCUCGGCGGCGGCAACACAAACAAAAAGUCCGGUAACUGCGGCGGCGGCCUCCUAGGCGGCGUCCUCAACACCGUAAACGACACGACCAAGAACAUCCCCGUCGUCGGCGACGUCACCGACCCCUUACUCCAAACCGUCGGCGGCGUGACGGACGAACUCCCCAUCGUCGGGUCCGGCGGUCAGGCUUCGGGGAAGCAGGCGCAGCAGCAGUUGACGCCCGAGCAGGCGGCGGCGCUGCAGAAGGAGAGGAAGAAGAGGGCAAUUGCGUUGAAGAAGCAGCAGUUGGCGCUCGAGGCUGAGGAGAUGGGGUUGGAUGAUGAGUAAUGGUUUUUAUACAUGUGUAUGAACGGAUAAAUGAUGGUGAUGGGGGAAGGAUUGAUUUCGAAUGAUUGAUGAUGGGUCUGGAUGCGGGCAUCGAGACGAUGAUUCACGCUAAUGCUUCGGAUUUUGCUUGGAGUUUCUACUUGUAUGCUGUAUUAUAUGAUAUCAACGUUACGCUAUGCAAAACGCCAUUCGCAACGCACUUUCCAUGCUUUCCAAAGCUCCC